Messenger RNA from Elaeis guineensis (African oil palm), 4248 nucleotides. RefSeq names its product PH, RCC1 and FYVE domains-containing protein 1. NCBI's taxonomy places the organism in Eukaryota, Viridiplantae, Streptophyta, Magnoliopsida, Arecales, Arecaceae. Gene Ontology annotation, molecular function: metal ion binding. The record is from RefSeq and is a predicted model, not a curated record.
GUACACUAAAAAAAACAUACGGCGAGAAAAAAAAAUUUAAAGAAAAAAAAAGCUAAGAGAGAAGAGGACACAGCGCUUCUCCUCAUCUAUCUCUCUCUCUCUUCCUUUCCCUUCCACGGCUCGGCCACUGAUCUCUUGCCUUUUCCCUCUCCUCGAUUCCCCCGUACACUUGGAGCUCGGAGCUCUCGGCAUUUGGAUCCGAACAGCACUCCGAGGAAGCGAGGACUCUGAUUUUGGAGAGGUUUUGAACUGAAUCUGUCGCCGGAGAAGAGGAAUCGGGACCGACUUCGGUGGAUCCUGGAGGCAUUUGGAGUGUCUAGAGGCUGACUCGGUUUCUGGAGGACUUGGAUGGAUGGGUGGAUGACAGGUCCUAACUUGGAGACAAUGGGUGCGGGGUUGGAUUCGGUCGUGGAGAAGCGGAGUAGGCACUGCUAAAGGUUGGUUGUGGCAGAGGGGAUGUCGGCGGCAGCAGCGGCGGAUCAUGGCAGGGCGGGCCCUGUCGAGAGGGAUGUCGAGCAGGCUAUCACUGCUCUUAAGAAAGGAGCAUACUUGCUCAAGUAUGGACGCAGAGGAAAGCCUAAAUUUUGCCCAUUUAGGCUGUCCAAUGAUGAAUCGGUAUUAAUAUGGUUCUCGGGUAAAGAGGAGAAACGCCUCAAAUUAAGCCAUGUAUCCAGAAUCAUGCCUGGACAACGCACUGCAGUCUUUCAGAGGUACCCACGGCCCGAGAAGGAAUGCCAGUCAUUUUCUCUUAUCUAUAAUGAUAGGUCGUUAGAUCUUAUAUGCAAAGAUAAGGAUGAAGCUGAAGUCUGGUUUGCUGGUCUCAAAACACUGAUCUCACAAAGCCAUAACCAGAAAUGGAGAACAGAAUCAAGAAGUGAUGGAGUGUCUUCUGGUACUAAUAGUCCAAGAACAUACACCCAUAGAAGUUCACCUUUAAGCUCUCCUUUUGGUAGCAGUGAUAGUAUACAGAAGGAUAGCAGUGAAACCCUUCGACUUCGAAGUCCAUAUGAAAGUCCACCCAAGAAUGGCUUGGACAAGGCAUUUUCUGAUGGCUUAUUAUAUGCUGUGCCUCCUAAGGUUUUCUUUCCUUUAGAUUCUGCUAGUGGAUCGGUGCACUCUCUGUCAUCAGGAUGCUCAGAUAAUGCAAAUGGGCAUACAAGGGGCGUUACAAUGGACGCAUUCAGGGUAAGUCUGUCAAGUGCUGUUAGCUCAUCAAGUCAAGGCUCUGGUCAUGAUGAUGGUGAUGCUUUAGGUGAUGUUUUCAUAUGGGGUGAAGGAAUGGGGGAUGGAAUUCUGGGUGGUGGGGGUUAUAGAGUUGGAAGGUAUUCAGGCACUAAAAUGGAUUCUCUUGUGCCAAAAGCCAUAGAAUCUGCUGUAAUACUUGAUGUUCAGAACAUAUCUUGUGGUGGCAGACAUGCUGCACUUGUCACUAAGCAAGGAGAGAUCUACACUUGGGGAGAGGAAUCAGGAGGCAGGCUUGGGCAUGGAGUAGAUUCUGAUGUGGCUCAACCAAAACUUGUUGAUGCUCUUCUCAAUAUGAACAUUGAACUUGUAGCAUGUGGGGAGUACCAUACUUGUGCUGUUACACUAUCUGGAGACCUCUACACUUGGGGGGAUGGUACUUAUAAUUUUGGGCUUCUUGGGCAUGGAAAUGAAGUGAGCCAUUGGGUACCCAAGAGGGUUAAUGGACCUUUAGAGGGAAUCCAUGUUUCAUCAAUCUCUUGUGGACCUUGGCAUACAGCUGUUGUUACCUCUUCUGGGCAAUUAUUUACUUUUGGAGAUGGAACUUUUGGUGUUCUAGGUCAUGGAGAUCGCAAGAGUGUCUCUGUGCCUAGAGAAGUAGAAUCCCUAAAAGGACUACGCACAGUGCGAGCAGCUUGUGGCGUUUGGCAUACUGCUGCAGUUGUUGAAGUUAUGGCUGGAAAUUCUCGUUCUAGUAACUGUUCUUCUGGGAAGCUGUUUACGUGGGGGGAUGGAGAUAAGGGCCGCCUAGGACAUGGUGACAAAGAACCAAGACUUGUGCCUACUUGUGUGGCUGCCUUGGUUGAACCAAACUUUUGUCAAGUUGCCUGUGGGCACAGCCUAACUGUGGCACUUACAACAUCAGGCCAUGUCUAUACAAUGGGCAGUACUGUAUAUGGCCAACUUGGAAAUCCUCUAGCAGAUGGAAAGCUCCCUGUCCGUGUCGAACGUAAGCUACUAAAGAACUUUGUGGAGGAGAUAUCAUGUGGGGCAUAUCAUGUUGCCGUCCUAACCUCAAGAACUGAAGUGUACACCUGGGGUAAAGGAGCAAAUGGCCGAUUAGGUCAUGGUGAUAUUGAUGAUAAGAAUACCCCAACAUUGGUCGAAGCUUUAAAAGAUAAACAAGUCCGAAGUGUUGUCUGUGGCACUAACUUUACUGCAGCAAUCUGUAUUCAUAAGUGGGUGUCUGGUGUUGAUCAGUCUAUGUGCUCAGGCUGCCGCCUGACAUUUAAUUUCAAGAGAAAAUGCCAUAAUUGCUACAACUGUGCACUUGUCUUUUGUCAUUCCUGCAGCAGUAAAAAGUCUCUUAGGGCUUCUAUGGCACCAAAUCCUAACAAACCAUAUCGUGUCUGUGACAGCUGCUUUAACAAGUUAAGCAAGGCCUUGGAAAUGGAUUCAUCAUCUCAUUCUGCAGCAACUAAAAAUGGUAGUAUAAUUCAGGGGUUCACUGAAAUGAUUGAGAAGGAGGAUAAGUUGGAUUCUAGAUCACGUGUACAAAUCUCUAGACUUUCUUCAUUAGAGUCGUUUAAGCAAACAGAAGGUAGAUCUUUCAAGAGAAACAAGAAAUUUGAAUUUAAUAGCAGUCGCGUAUCUCCAAUCCCAAAUGGAAGUUCACAUUGGGCUGCCCUUAACAUCUCAAGAUCACUGAAUCCGGUAUUCGGAACAUCAAAAAAGUUCUUUUCUGCUUCUGUUCCUGGAUCAAGAAUUGUUUCUCGUGCAACUUCACCGGUAUCAAGAAGGCCUAGCCCCCCUCGCUCCACAACACCAACACCAACUCUGGGAGGGCUGACAUCUCCAAAAGUCAUUGUUGAUGAAGCAAAAAGAACGAAUGAUAGCCUGAGCCAAGAAGUGGUUAGGUUGAGAGCUCAGGUGGAGAAUCUUACGUGUAAGGCCCAGCUUCAAGAAGCUGAGUUGGAAAGAACAACAAAACAGUUAAAGGAGGCUAUUGCAAUUGCAGGGGAAGAAACAGCAAAGUGCAAAGCAGCAAAAGAAGUUAUAAAGUCACUUACUGCACAAUUGAAGGACAUGGCUGAAAGGUUACCUGUUGGAGCAGCCAAAAACAGUAAACUCCCUUCAUUGGCAUCCUUCAGUACUACUGCUUCAAGUGAUAUUUCAGCUGCAGUCGUUGAUCGAAUGAGCAGUCCUGUUCCAUCUCUUGAACCAGAAUUAAAUGGUUCAAGUGGAUUAUUGGUUUCUAAUGGAGCAAGUUCUAUCAGCAGCUGGAGUAAUGUAGGUCAUUCAGAAGCGGUAAGGAAUGGAAACAAAAUGACCAAUGCAGACCCCAAUCAAGAGUCUGAAUGGGUUGAGCAAGAUGAGCCAGGCGUAUAUAUUACGCUCACUUCUUUACCUGGGGGUGUCAAAGAUCUCAAGAGGGUCCGAUUCAGCCGGAAGCGGUUCAGUGAGAAACAAGCAGAACAAUGGUGGGCUGAGAACCGGGCACGGAUAUAUCAGCGGUACAAUGUGCACAUGGUUGACAGAUCUGCCUCAAGUAUUGGGAAUGAUGAUGGAUCUCAUUGAAAUUCAAUUGACUUGUAAGUAUCAGUUAUCUGUAUUGGAUCCAAGCUGCAGCAAUGAGGAAGCUCUCACUGAUCAAAUGGCUGUAAAUGUGAGUAUAUUUUGUUUAGCCCUAUGAAAGAUUGGAGGGCCCUGAUUAUAAAGAGAUGUGGUUGGAAUUCUACAUGAUGUCCCCCCUUGUGUGGGAAAGUAGAUUGGGUUUGUGAGGAAUGUAAAUUCUCAGUAGGCAGCUGGCAAUAUCCUGCCUUGUAAAUUCAUAAGCAAGUGCAUCAUCUCUCUGUCACCCCCCUUUUCUUGUGUUCUUCCAAUAACCAAUGAAAGGAAGGCACACUGUUUCAGCCAAUCUAGCUGUUGAAAAUGUUUGUGAAAAGUUGGGCUCUUGCAUUAUUUCAGUCUCAAGAGCUCCAGUGGAGAUUUUAAGUCUAGAUAAGUUGUUAUGGAAAAACAGCUGCUUUGAUUGCUGAUUUUAGAAAACACUUAUGCUUGAAAACA